Molecule: messenger RNA, 2661 nt
Organism: Loxodonta africana (African savanna elephant)
Lineage: Eukaryota; Metazoa; Chordata; Mammalia; Proboscidea; Elephantidae
Gene: IRGM
Product: immunity related GTPase M
Exons: 3
Coding region: 643-1890 (415 amino acids)
Biological process (GO): defense response; cellular response to interferon-beta
Cellular component (GO): endoplasmic reticulum membrane
Molecular function (GO): GTPase activity; GTP binding
Source: RefSeq, a predicted model, not a curated record
AGACAUAAGAAAGUGAAACCCUUUCUGCCUCUGCUCUUUGAGAAGUAGAAUCAUUUCCAGGAACACAAACUGAAACCAAUCUGUGUGGAAAUCGCUUCCCUUGGAGGGGGGAAGGGUGUGGCCAGGGGGAAGGACUUGUUUAUAGAAAGAGCAAAGGAAUGAGAGCUGGCUGCAGAAAGGAAAUUCAGAGGUAGCAGGCUGUCACUUUCUGGUGCUUCCUCUCUAGAUCUCUUUGCUGUUCCUAAGACAAGUCCAACCUCUACACAAGUUGCUCAUAUCCUUCUGGAAAAUCUGGAUCUGGAUUCAAGCUUUGGACAGACUCAGAGGGCGCUGCCUCUGUCUGGGAGGGCAGGGAGCCCUUCCCAGGGAGAAGGGUGAAGUCCCAGGAGUGGUCCCUGACUUCUGAUCACGGACACCCCUCUGCUUCCAGGAGCUGUUUAUCUAACAGGGUUCAGGGAAGAUUAAACAAGAAACCGCGUGCAGAACACACAAAGACAACGGCCCUGAAUAAACUGCAGUAAGAAGUCAGAGGGAGGAGGAAGAACAAGAGGAAAGCUGACCUCAGAGAUAACAGUAAUAGCAGAAGGCGUUCAUCAAGAGCUUUCUGUGUGCCCCUAAGGAGUACUCUGCAUACAUCACACCAUGCAACCCUCUCAGGAGUCCUGUGAGGUUACUCCACUGCUUAUGGACAUGGCAGGGUCCUAUCUGACCCCUCAAGCUUCAUUAUCUACAUCCUUCACUUCUGUUUUGCCAUACAAUAAGGAUUCGGGGAUUUUAUCGGAGGCAGAGGCCAUGAAAGCUCAGAAGGCCUUGGCAGAUGGGAACUUGCUGGAGGUGGCCUCUGCUGCCAUGGAGACUGUGAGGAGAGUGUCUACCACAGGAGUCAACAUUGCUGUGACAGGGGAAUCCGGCAACGGCAUGUCCACCUUCAUCAACGCACUUCGGGGCAUCGGCCAUGAGGAGGAGGCCUCAGCUCCCACUGGGGUGGUAAGAACCACCCAAACACCUGCCUCCUACUCAUGCUCCCAUUUUCCAAAUGUGGUGCUCUGGGACUUACCUGGCAUGGGUGCUACCUCCCAGAGCCUGAAGGACUAUGUAGUGGAAAUGGAGUUCAACCAAUACGACCUGUUCAUCAUCGUUGCAUCUGAACACUUCAGCAUGAAUCAUGUGACACUUGCCAAAACCAUUGAGGAGAUGGGAAAGAAGUUCUACAUUGUCUGGACAAAGCUGGACAUGGACCUCAGCACAACCAUCUUCACAGAAGAGCAGCUACUGAAGAGUAUCAGAGAACAUAUCCUGGAAAAUCUCCAGAUGAUGCUUGUGUGUAAAUCCCCCAUAUUCCUGAUCUCUAGCUUUGAACCUUUAAGGCAUGACUUCCCAAAGCUCAGAGCCACACUGCAAGUGGACAUAUCUGAUAUUAGGUGCCACGGUCCCCUACAAGACCUGUUCCAUACCUGUGAAAAGAUCAUUAAUGAUAAAGCAACCUGCCUGCAGGAGAAAAUAGCCACAGACUCUUUCCAGAACACCCCUGCCAUUCGAGAUGCAGAUGGUUUGGCGGAAUGUCUCAAAGCCUACCAGUUUUCCUUUGGUGUGAAUGAUAAAUCUCUCCAGCAGGUGGCUCAGAGAAUGGGCAAGGAAUCCUUGGAGUACACAGCCAUCACGAUGUCCCAGGAUGUACAGGCUCUCAGCAGAGUGGACUGGAAACUGAUGUGCCUGACUUGUAGAGUCAUGAAGGCAUUCCUCUUUCUUCUCAGCUACAUCCCAUCCUUCAGUUCUCCUAUUGUCCAAUGUGUCAGACGAAUGCAGCACAAACGUAUCCUUAUGAUAGUUGUUGAGGACACUAAGACUGUCCUGAGAAAAGUCCUGAAAGACUCCAGCAUCUCAGGCUAAAAACCAACCUGGGAACAGUACAACACGCCCGUUCUCGGAUGGUGCCAGGACAUCUGGGUGUCCUCUUCUCAGGAGAGUACACUUUUCUCCACCCAAGUCAGAGAAAUUUAAGAUAAUACUUUCUUCUAUUUAUUAGGGUUAUAAAUUCCUUGAAAUGGAUUAUGGAAAUUGCUUAUCUUCCUAAUACCAAUGGUAAUGAAUCGUUCAUCUGAAAAACACUUGUUUUUGUUGUUGAAAUCAUUAAAUAAAUCUUCUGGGAUAAGAAUAUAGAAAUUAGGCUUUCAGGUGCAAAGGGUCAUGUCAGUCAGGAUCAGUCUUCUUUCCCCUCUAAAUCAUUAAAAUUCGAGUUCAUCUUCACUAACCCUUUUCAUUCACCCAUCCCCAUUCUUUUUCUCCUUCAUUUCACUGUACCCAUGGAGACAAAACUAGUACAGAGGGAUAUGUCAUAAUUUUAGGGGGCACGUGGAGAUGUGGUUGAAACUAUUCUUCAAAACCUACUGGGAUUUAGGGCCAGGAUUUCCAGGCAAGCCUGUCUACUUCAAAGGUGUUUGUUCUUCACACCACUCUCCACCAGAUGCUUCAAAAUUAUCAGUAUUUUGAAAAUAGAUAUAGGUUUGUAUUAGUCAGGGUCCUGACAAGAAACUGAUGGCACCCUCAAACUGGGUCAUCUGAGGCAACUUUAAUAAGGAAAGGUAUUUUCUAAGAUGUGGACAUGGUAGAAGGAGAUCACCAAGAGGAAGUGCUGACCCUGUCUUAGGCUGGGUUCUCUAG